UGUUGACAUACACGACUUCUCUAGGCUCCUCCUAUCAAGCCUUUGGAUAAUAAUCAUCAGUUGAGCAUAGACGAUCUAGAUUCAAUCAAAGUGAUCGGGAAAGGUAAUAGCGGGACCGUGCAAUUGGUGCGCCACAAAUGGACUGGCCAGUUUUUUGCUCUCAAGGUUAUACAGCUCAAUAUUCAGGAGAGCAUACGCAAGCAGAUGGCCCAGGAGUUGAAAAUAAGCUUGUUUACACAGUGCCAGUAUGUUGUCACGUGCUAUCAGUGUUUCUAUGUCAAUGGUGUUAUUUCUAUUGCUUUGGAGUACAUGGAUGGUGGCUCUCUCGCUGAUUUCCUCAAGGCUGUUAGAACCAUUCCAGAGGCCUACCUGGCUGCAAUUUGUAAGCAGGUGUUGAAAGGACUGAUGUACUUGCAUCAUGAGAAGCGCGUUAUACACCGAGAUCUGAAACCAUCGAAUAUAUUGAUAAAUCAUAGGGGUGAAGUAAAGAUAUCAGAUUUUGGUGUUAGUGCCAUCAUUUCUAGUUCUUCUGCACAGCGAGAUACAUUUACUGGCACAUUUAACUACAUGGCGCCUGAAAGAAUCAGUGGGCAGAAACAUGGUCAUCUGAGUGAUAUCUGGAGCUUGGGCCUAGUUAUGCUGGAAUGUGCCACUGGCAAUUUCCCAUAUCCUCCUCGUGAAAGCUUUUAUGAACUUCUUGAAGCUGUUGUCGACCAACCAUCACCUUCUGCACCAUCAGACCAGUUUUCACCAGAGUUCUGUUCAUUCAUUUCUGCUUGUAUCCAAAAAAAUGCUGCAGAUAGGUCAUCUGCCCAAACCCUAUCAGCUCAUCCAUUCCUGAGCAUGUACGACGACCUGAAUAUCGAUCUGUCUGACUACUUCACGACUGCAGGAUCACCUCUUGCCACCUUCAAGCAAAUCGCGUUGUGAGACGACAAAUGCUCAACCAUGUGUCAUGAGCUGGAGCUAACUGAAGCAAGUGAAUGGAGUUAUUUUUCUUUUCCUGUUAUUCAUGAACUGGGCUUUGAUGAUAUCUUUGAACCAAAUAUGAUACAAUUGGCUUCAUAAUUAUACAAAUACAAGUCUGUAAAGCAUCAGUGAGCAUCGAAGUUUUGCCUGUCUGCAUAACGGAAGCAUCCGUUUGUUGUCCGACUUUGACCUUUGUUAUGUAUGGGCUUAUUGCUUUUGCAAUUUUACUGUAAUGAAACCAUAUUUGCUGGGUCGCUCGAUGACCUGAUUUGGACUAGUA
This is a messenger RNA of Triticum dicoccoides, 1249 nucleotides long. RefSeq names its product mitogen-activated protein kinase kinase 2-like. Bases 205 to 930 code for a protein of 241 amino acids. Gene Ontology annotation, biological process: MAPK cascade; protein phosphorylation. NCBI's taxonomy places the organism in Eukaryota, Viridiplantae, Streptophyta, Magnoliopsida, Poales, Poaceae. The record is from RefSeq and is a predicted model, not a curated record. The transcript has 7 exons. Gene Ontology annotation, molecular function: MAP kinase kinase activity; ATP binding.